GUUUUGUUCUUUGUAUAUAAACGUUAUGGUAUUAAGACCUACAGUGGUUCCAGUAUUACCUCAAAAUGCUCAACAACCAAAGAAAAAACCAAUUUCUAAACCAUAUUUAUUAAAUUUACGAUCUUCUAAACAAUUUAUCUUUUGGACAGCAGCUGUAGGUCUAUUCACAAGUACAUUUGUCCAUUCUAUUCUAUUUCCAUUAUCACCAUUUAUUGUCAAUCGAAUCAAACAUAACAAUGUGGAUGAUGAUUCCUAUCAUAGCGCUAGUGCUUUAGCAUCUGACAGCGAAGUUACGUCAAGAGAAACAGGGAUCUUGGUGGCAUUAUAUGCUGUGGGUUUAUUAUGUGGAUCACCAUUGUUUGGUUGGUUAGGUGAUAAAAUCAAGCAAAGACGAUUACCUAUGUUAUUAGGUAUUGCAGCAUCUAUGGCUGCCAAUUAUGUUUUUAUGUUCAGUAUUGCUUAUUGGAUGUUACUUUUGGCUCGAUUUCUUCAAGGUGUGGCAAAUGCUUGUGUUUGGACCAUGUCACUUUGUUUGAUUGCUGAUAAUUGGCCUAUAGAGCAAUAUGGUUUACAAAUGGGGAAAUUGGUUGGUUUUUAUCCUUUAGGACUUUUGGUGGGAUUACCUCUUGGAGGUAUACUUUAUAGUAAUUUGGGUUAUCAAUCACCUUUCAUUGCGUCUUCUAUCUUAACUGGCCUUGAUUUUUUGAUGCGACUUGUGAUUAUUGAACCCUGUCAUUCUCCACCUGAAUGUGCCUUUGAACCGACCUUAUCCAUGCGAUUUGCCUCUGAGUGGAAUUUUGAUGCAGCGGAUUGUGGCCUGAUUUUGAUUGCAUUCAUGGUACCCUCGGUCAUCUCCAGUGCGGUAUGUGGAUGGUUAUGUGAUAAGUAUGGCUGUAAAAUUGUUGCCUUUGUGUCAUUAAUACUGACGAUUCCAGCCGGUGUACUGAUGGGUAUUCCAGAACAUCAUACCACCUUUUGGGUGUUUGUUCCUAUUUUGGCAUUUUGCGGUAUCACCAUGGCUGGCUGUCAGGCUCCUGUGUUCCCUGAAAUCGCUCGUGUUGUGGAAUUGGAGAAUCAUCAUAAAAAGAAUGACAAGGAUGGUUUGGCCAAAAGUUAUGCACUCUUCAAUGCCGCCUAUGGUACUGGCAUGUGUGUUGGCCCUAUCGUCGCUGGGUUUUUGUAUAGUAGUGUAGGAUUCUUUUGGCUUUGUUGUAUCCUCAGUACCAUCUUUCUUGUAUGUAUUCCUGUUGUAUAUCUUUAUACUGGUGGAAGUCGUCAGUGGAUUGUCCGUCAACCUCCAAAAGUAGAAGAGUCAUGAUCUAUUCCACUUCUUUCAUCAUUUUUUUUCUCUUUAUUAUUAUUAUUAUUAUUAUUAUUAUUUUUAAUAUUAUGCAAGUACUAAAUAAAUC
Halteromyces radiatus is the source of this 1409-nucleotide messenger RNA. Its product is annotated as major facilitator superfamily domain-containing protein. Bases 26 to 1318 code for a protein of 430 amino acids. Gene Ontology annotation, biological process: transmembrane transport. The transcript has 5 exons. The record is from RefSeq and is a predicted model, not a curated record. Gene Ontology annotation, molecular function: transmembrane transporter activity. Lineage: Eukaryota; Fungi; Mucoromycota; Mucoromycetes; Mucorales; Cunninghamellaceae.